This is a messenger RNA of Acanthoscelides obtectus, 867 nucleotides long. Lineage: Eukaryota; Metazoa; Arthropoda; Insecta; Coleoptera; Chrysomelidae. The record is from the annotation of a GenBank genome assembly.
AUGAAGAUAUGUCUACGCUAUCUCGGUGACCCUGGAUAUCAACAAGGUAUUGGUAAGGAACUUGGUGUUAGUCAAGCAACGGUAUCUCGGACUGUGGACAGAGUUGUGAACAGCAUAUUUACACAGUCGAACGAAUGGACCAAGUUUCCAACUACCAAACAUGAGCUGACGGAAGCCAAGGGGGUAUGGCAAAGCAUGUAUAAAUUUCCGACAGCAAUUGGUGGUACACAUAUAGGAAUCCUGAAACUGAAUCGCCAUGGAGAUAUCAACCGAAAAGGAAACCUACUUUAAAUGUGCAAGCCACUUGUGAUGCCAAAGAGAUGUUCACAAGUGUUGAUGUUAGUUGGCCUGGAUCAGUGCAUGAUUCCAGAAUAUGAAGAAAUUCACAGACUAGAUCACAACUAAUAAAUAAGGCAAAUGUUGUACUAUUUGGCGAUGACGGUUAUGGUAUUGAGCCAUGCCUUAUGACUCCCUUCAGAAAUCCUACUCCAGGUGCAGAAAUAAAUUAUAACAAGCUUUUAAAACAAGAAAGAGUUAUAACUGAACGCUGUUUCGGCCAACUGAAACUCCGGUUUCUUAUCCUACAGUAUGUUUGCCGCGUAAAAAUGGAAAAUGUGCCGAAAAUAAUUAUUGCUUGUAUUGUACUCCAUAAUGUUACGAAGAGCUUGGGCGAUCCUGACUUUGAGUUAGUUGAACAAGAUCCAGAUAAAGAUGAAGUAAAUCAUGAGAAUGACGAACUUCCUCUCCGCCAACUAGGUCAACAAAUAAGAAGAAACUUGAGUAUUAUAAUAAAUAGUUUGACUGAUUAAAGUGUAUUAUAAGUUAUAAUAAGUUUUAGUUCCGUGAACAUCAUAAGUUACAAGUAGC